This is a messenger RNA of Coregonus clupeaformis (lake whitefish), 1907 nucleotides long. It is a transcript of the gene tspan9a, whose product is annotated as tetraspanin 9a. The coding region runs from base 800 to 1840 and encodes 346 amino acids. Gene Ontology annotation, cellular component: membrane. The transcript is spliced from 7 exons. Lineage: Eukaryota; Metazoa; Chordata; Actinopteri; Salmoniformes; Salmonidae. The record is from RefSeq and is a predicted model, not a curated record.
UUGGGAAUGCCCGUUAGAUGUGGCUUGCCGAUAAUAGCACACAUUAGCCACUGCGCUGCAACUGAGAGCACAGGCAGAGAGCAGGGGACUGAGUGCAGAAUGAUACAAUAGAGAAAGCAGCACAGAGAGAGAGAGAGAGAGAAGGAGUGGGAGAGAGUGUAUCAUCAGCACGUUGGAGAGCGCAAAGCACAGAGGACUGAGAGAGAGAAGGAAAGGAGGAGGAGAAGAGGAGAGAGGAAAAAAAGAUAGAGGAUUGUGUUUUGUAGGGGGGUAAAAGUUCCCAGCUCCCCAGGCAGAAAGCAGUACUGAGGUCAGCAGCAGGGAGAAGUGAACCAGGUGGAAGAAGUGGAGCAGCUGAGAGCUGGAGAGAAAGAGUCACAGGGGGUCUGCUCUCACAGGCACACAUCACAGCAGUGUGGAGAGCACAGGAGAUCUAGCGGACACUAUUGAAACUUACUGACUCAAGGACGUAGUCUGCUCUCUCUUGUCAGGGUAAUAAUGGUUCUCACUGGACUAGGGCUUCUCUGCAUGGCUAACUCAAGAGCAUGAGAGCAGACACUGGGCAUUGGGCAGAAGACACAUAGAGCUGUGAAUAGUGCCUGUGUCUUUCCUUCCUCUCACUUCAGAGAUUCAGAGAUAAAAAGAUUCAGAGUUUCUGUCCUUGGAGAGAAUCAGUACAGAGCAAAGAGGGAGAGAGGAGACUGUUAGAGGGGGAGAGUUCUGUCCUCUCAUCUCUGAGACAUGGUAGAGUGUGUUACAAUAGUGAGCCCCUCAGCAGCAGCAGCGUCAGCCCCAGAGCAUGGAGAAGUCCAGCAGUGAGGAGUCAGCCAUUCACCGCAGCCCCUCCGUGGAUAGCCGCGACUCUGACUUUGCCCGCGCCUCCACAUCUGGCCGCCCGUUCGGUGGCCGCGGCUUCACCGCCGGAGCGUUCUACGGCUCCACGGGGCCGCGUGGCACCGCCGCCGCACAGGGGCAGGCUGGGACAGCGGCCGAUGCCAGCGUCAACGUCGGAGGAGACAAGAGCAGCAAUAACAAGUACACAGCGCCCAAAGGCAGCAAAUACGUGGUCUUUUACCUGGAUCUAUCCUUUGUGUUCCUUUUAGAAUUCAAGAAGUGCAACAUGGCACGGGGCUGUCUCUGCUGUUUGAAGUACAUGAUGUUCCUCUUCAACCUCAUCUUCUGGUUGUGUGGCUGUGGACUGCUCGGCGUGGGCAUCUGGCUGUCUGUGUCCCAGGGCAGCUUUGCCACCUUCUCGCCCUCCUUCCCGUCGCUCUCCGCUGCCAACCUGGUCAUCGCCCUCGGCACCAUUGUCAUGGUGACUGGCUUCCUGGGCUGUCUGGGCGCCAUCAAGGAGAACAAGUGCCUGCUUCUGAGCUUCUUCAUUGUCUUGCUGAUAAUCCUGCUGGCAGAGCUGAUACUACUCAUCCUGUUCUUUGUGUAUUCAGAUAAGGUCAGCGAGAAUGCCAAGCAGGACCUGAAGGAUGGCUUGUCUCUGUACAACACAGACAACAACGUAGGCCUCAGGAACGCAUGGAACAUCAUCCAAGCAGAGUGGAAGUGCUGUGGGGUGGUAGGGUACACAGAUUGGCACGAGGCCCUCAAGGAAAAGGUGGUGCCCGACCGCUGCUGCCAGGAACACUACCAGGAGUGCGGACGCAACUCCACCAACAUGUUCUGGACAAGGGGCUGCUAUGAGAAGGUGGAGGAGUGGCUCGAUGACAAUAAGCAUCUCAUGGGAACCAUUGGCAUGUGCAUCUUGGUAGUGCAGCUCCUGGGAAUGGCGUUCUCCAUGACUCUGUUCCACCAAAUCCACAGAACGGGGAAGAAGUAUGACGCUUAGCAUUGGACAGACAGCACACAGGGAAAGGAGCCCCAUGUACUGCCUGAUGGGAUAGACUCUGGAUUAC